Molecule: messenger RNA, 1014 nt
Organism: Dendroctonus ponderosae (mountain pine beetle)
Lineage: Eukaryota; Metazoa; Arthropoda; Insecta; Coleoptera; Curculionidae
Exons: 2
Coding region: 1-1014 (337 amino acids)
Biological process (GO): DNA integration
Molecular function (GO): nucleic acid binding
Source: RefSeq, a predicted model, not a curated record
AUGAAUAAGCAAAUUCAGGACAUGGUAAUGGUGUGUAACACGUGUCAGACUUACCAAAACACACAAACAAGAGAACCCAUGAUUCCUCAUGAGAUUGUAAAAAGGCCCUGGCAUAAGGUCGCUUGUGACCUGUUUCAUCUUUACGGUGAACAGUAUUUGUUAGUAGUUGAUUACUACUCAAAGUUUUUUGAGUUAGGUAUACCGACCAUUGUAAUGAGCGACAAUGGUCCGGAAUUUUCAAGUAUAAAGUUCAGAGAGUUCUCGGUCAAUUGGGAAUUUAAACACAUAAAGUCGUCGCCACGGUAUCCCCAAUCAAACGGUCUAGUGGAACGGUAUAUUCAGACAGUUAAAAAUACUUUAAGAAAGUCAAUGAUGGACAAAAAGGAUCCGUUCUUGGCACUACUAGAUCUCAGAAAUACCCCAAUUGACGGAAAACACUCUCCUGCGAAUGUUUUAAUGAACAGACAUUUAAGAGAUUUGCUACCCAGACAGCUUAACAGUAAACCUUUCAGAAAACGCAUCUUUGAUCAAUUUUUAGAAAACUCAACAAAUGUGCAGAAAACUUAUUACGACAAAAAAUCUAAAAGUUUAAAAGUUCUGAAAGUAGGUGACCGUGUCCGGGUGCAAAUCAAUCCCAAGGUUAACAAAUGGCAUAAAGCUAGUAUUAUAAGGAUAGCAGGUUUUAGGUCAUAUAUGAUAGAAUUAGAACGUGGUGGCACUUUAAUUAGAAAUAGGAGGUUUAUUAGAAAAUGUAAAAAUAACGCAAACAGUUAUCAAACGACAACUAGGGAAAGCAAAACAUCCGAAAAUAAGACAGACUUUUCGAACUAUAGAGUGAUUCGCGUAGGUCCAAAUAUAAAUAGAUUUCCGGAUGUUUUGGAAAACAGGGAAGAAGCUUUGGGAGAAGCUGGAGAUAGAAACAAUGUUAGCAACUCCCAGGGUGACCUGAGCAAAAGCCGUAGUGGCAGAGUUGUAAAAACGCCUGCACUGUACAAAGACUUUGUAAUGAUGUAA